This is a messenger RNA of Suillus subalutaceus, 192 nucleotides long. RefSeq lists its product as uncharacterized. The transcript is spliced from 2 exons. The coding region runs from base 1 to 192 and encodes 63 amino acids. The record is from RefSeq and is a predicted model, not a curated record. NCBI's taxonomy places the organism in Eukaryota, Fungi, Basidiomycota, Agaricomycetes, Boletales, Suillaceae.
AUGGCGCAACCUUCAGACAUCCUGUCCUCUGGACCACUCCUCCUAUCUGAUCCUGCUUUGGACUCUGUCCCUUGCAGUCUCUCCUCCAUGUGCUUCCAUCUAGGAAGCUUACCUUCAGAAGUCUUAUCUUCGGACCCUAUGCAGCAGGUUCCUGUGCUCAUCCAGAAGUCCUCCAGCACUCCAUCAGAGUAG